This is a messenger RNA of Caenorhabditis sp. 36 PRJEB53466, 2217 nucleotides long. NCBI's taxonomy places the organism in Eukaryota, Metazoa, Nematoda, Chromadorea, Rhabditida, Rhabditidae. The record is from the annotation of a GenBank genome assembly.
AUGAGAAUUCAAAACGAGGAGAAGCUUCAUCUGAUUCUUGAAGACGUGUUUCUCGACGAGAAAGAGCCGCCGCUUUCUCAACGUCAUCAGGCCACUCAUUCUUCCACGAAACGCAAGUUCUUCCUGUUAACCGUCAUUCUGGUCCUUGUCUUCUUGAUCUACGCGUCGUCUCGACCGACUAUCGAUGAAAAUGUCAUGCGACAAGGCUCUGAAGCUCCAGUGGCACAAAAACCCGAAAGAACAACCACAACUGAAGCCCCUCUGCCACCACUGGAACCAGGAGUUCUGGAAGAUCCGACACGGCGAUUGACAAGGAUCUUACCGGUUUCUCACGUCUUCAUCAGUUCGGUCUACUAUUAUCCGACUUCUAAAUCGUGAGUUCAAAGUGAAACUAUGUAAAGCUACCCUGAGACUUGUUCACAGGUUGGGACCAAAUGCGAUCGCAAUGAGUAUGGCCGUCGAUUCGAAGAACUUCAACGUCAAAAACGCCACGUACAGUGUGGUGGGCUCGAAUGGAACACACACAGAACUCUCGGUCGCCACUUCACAAACGUACGCUUUAAAAACUUUGAACGAAAACCUGUUUCAGCGACAAGGUCUGAAGUGGAAUAGUUUUUAAACUACUUGUUGAAACGUUGACACAAAUGAACGUUGUCUAAGCCAACAAAUUACUAAGCGCUAACGUUUUCAGAGAAGGAGUCCCAACUUGUCGAUAUGCUCCAGCCAUGGCCAGAACGAAUACUGUCGCCAAUUUGACGAAGUUGGAAAUGGAAUCGAAUGGAGUGAAAAUUGAGGUGAACAGUUUCUCAAAUUGUCGCUCAAAUUGACCUCACAAUUUGACAGAUUCCGUUCAAAAUGGCUCGGUACACGGCUCCGUCGCCGGUCAUCAUCUGCAUUUCGCCGCAAUUCGUCGCCGAACAAUGGCAGAUGUUUCUGAUGCACGUACAUGCCGCACAUCGGUACGUUUCACUUCUAGUGAUUCUGAGGGAAAAGUUUGACCGGAUAUUGUAGUUUUGAAACGGUCACCACUCAAAACAUAGAGAAGCCAGUUUCAGAGACUCGACAAAAACGCACAUUUUUUGAUUGCAUCUUUCAUUUCAUUGACCACUCCAGUUUUGCAGAUUCGGAGGACACCUGCACGUGUACGUCACCUCGAUGAUCGCUGCGUACUUUGAACUGAUGAAAGAGUACGAACGAGAGGGAUACAUGACACUCGACUUCUGGCUCCGAAUGAAGUUCACACACUCGCAAACCGCCUACUUUGAGCCGAACGCCAACGUGGAGUGGAGAAAUCAGGCGGGCGCCGAGACCGAUUGUCUUUUACAGUAUAAGGUUGGUAGCACAUUCGGAAGAGUUGUGGAUGUGUGUUUAGGAGGCGGCACAGUACAUUGCAUUCUUCGACAUGGACGAUAUUCUGUUCCCAAGAACUAUCCGACCUAUCUGCAAGAGUUCAAUGCGGAAUGGGCUCUCCAACCCAACUCUUCGUCGAUUUUGUAUGGAAGACGAGAGCACGAGUUUGUGAAAGGUAACGAGACACACUCAACCGAAGCGUCGCAACCACAUUUUCCAGCCGAAACCCUGUCAGAGUUCAGUUUCAUCGAACUGGUCGACAGUCUCAAGUCGUCGCCACUUGUGAAACGUGGCAAAGUGGUCGUGAAGCCGGAACGAUACAAUUCCACGUGGAUUCACUACAGUCAGCACGAGGAUCUGAGCACCAGGUUGGCUGAAAUAAUUUCCGGGGGACAUCAUUUCGUUUUGUUUGUUGCCAGACACAAGGUGGAGCAUCCCUCGCUCGUGCACGUCCAACGUCCGCUCCAGAAGCACAGCGACAACAAGAUGACGACGUUGUGGAAGAUGGAAUUCGGCCAACUCAACGAGACGAUCCGUGCCGACGACGUGGCCGCCAUCGAAGCGGACAUUUGGCGGAUGCGAAAUCUCUCCCAAGUGGCCCUCAUCUCCCAGAACCUUCCCGACAAGGACUUUUACCUUCCGAUCGUCUUCAAGUGCUACUACGACGCGUUCUACGGCCCCGUGAUGGUCGAAGGGAAGGGCCUCGACCAUUGUCCGAACGCGGAUCUUUGUGAUUUGCCACAAAGGGAGGAUUACAAGUGCAUUCACUCGGACGCCGAGUACUUUUCCGGACCGCACAUGGAACCGUUCACUUAUCACUUUUCGAACAACUCCCAUUGGUCGAAGAAUAUCGGAUGUUAUCAGUAA